AGGAUGGCAGCUGAUCCCUGAAGCGAACUUGCCAUCAACCUAUUUUAAUCAUUUGGAGGAUACUUCUCCUUCAAGAACUCUCAGUCAAAGACUUCAGGAACUGUGGAAGGUGAGCACUCUUGUCUUGCUGUCAAAAUGCUGAUGUGAAUCAACAACACUUUCAGCUCUGAGAUGUCAGGAUGUUGUUGCUUAGGGGCAAUUCUGAGGUGAAGGCAAGUAGCAGAUUUAUAAUUGCUGUUGCUUAGUUCAUCGAUCAAGAAGCUUUGGAUAUUGAGUUCCCCAGCAACUUGUCCCAUCGCUAAGAAUCAUUCUUACUCCUAUGAGGGAUUAAUACUUUGCUUAACGAGAUUUGUUUAUGGGAAUAAACUUGAGCCAUCAGCUGGCAUUCCACCGUUGAGUCUCGAGUCAUGCGCGAUUCGGACCACAAAUUGCACGAUCCACAGGAAAAGGUCAGAGAAGCGGCACUACAGAACAGGUUUUGGGCAUGCCAAUGCUGUGCUACCCUUUUGCUCUUGGCAAUUUGCUUUCGUCUUGCUUAUUCUAAUGGGGCUUGUCCGAGGACAAAUGGAUGAUGGAGAAGAUGACAAGCUCACACUUCAACGAAAAGAUCUCUGGCACCAAACUGGUGGCCCUGAAUCGAACAGAAGUCUCUCAGCCCAUUGUUUUGGUCUCGGUAGUGGGCUGCAGCGGCGACAGCAGAGGAGGAUAAGAAACAGUGUAACGAGGAGCAUUUUGGGCACACCUGGCAACGGGAAUGGCUCACGUGCAGUCAACCAUCCUUGGUCUGAGCUCCGGAGGGGAAGAAAGAGUGGGGAAAGGAGGGAGGGAGGAGAGGAAAAGCGGAGUCUUUACGAGAGAUGCUGAGUGAGUAGCUCAAAGUUGGGGGCUUUUUUAUGACAACGGCACAAAGAAAGGCUUGUGCGCGUUCGCAGCAUCUUCCAGGAACGUGAAUGGAGGCGGCUGAGGGGACAACGAGGGCCCGUCUGCGUCGGGUCUUCUGACUCCGAAGCGGCUUCAGCUCCCUCCUCUCCACUUUGACCCAGCGGCAUCCGGUCCACGUUGUGCACCUUGACGGCGUCAGUAUCAAUCGCGGUCACCCGGUUCCGCCAUCGAUGCGUCGUCGCCAGUAAUAAAGCGCCCAAUUACCCCUCUCGCUCCCUCUCCCGCAUUCCUCCCUGUCCUCUUCCUGCUUCUCCACCCGACGUGGUUUUUGCCUCCGCUUCGGAAGGAUCUGGUCACGAAUCGUUGAAGGGAUCGGGGGGGAUUUUACCUUCGAUUCUGGAAAUCUUGAGUUUUUUUAGGGUCGGAGAGUCGUUUGAAUAGUUAUUUUGAGGGAUUCGUUCGAAAGAUCGGUUUUUGAGGGGUUUUUGCUUCUGAUUUGCUCGUUCUCGGAGGGAAAGUUGGGAUCUUUGUGGCUGUUCGUAUACGUUUCGGUGCCUUGUUCCAUGGCGAUGGCGUCGUCCUACUGGUGCUAUCGAUGUAGCCGAUUCGUCCGGGUGUGGCCGCAGGAUGCUAUCGUUUGCCCCAACUGCGACGGCGGCUUCCUCGAGGAGGUGGGCAGCCCUCCUCCCCGCCUUUUCCCCGCCGCUGAGCCCCGCCGGCGCCGGGUGCCCUCCACCGACGCUCACGCGCUUGGCGGUGACUGGUCCGCGGCGGCCGCCGCGCCCCGCCACACCUCGGAGCUCAGGUUCCGUCGAAACCGCCGCACGUCCGCCGGCAACCGCUUCCACUUUAAUCCGGUUAUCGUCCUCCGCGGCCCGUCCGAGGGCGGCGCCCGCGACGCGGAUCGAGCCACCACCACCAGCUUCGAGCUCUACUACGACGACGGUACCGGAUCCGGCCUCCGCCCCUUGCCGGAAAGCAUCUCGGAUUUCCUAAUGGGCUCGGGCUUCGACCGCCUGCUCGAGCAGCUCGCCCAGAUCGAGAUCAACGGCAUCGGUCGAGGAAGGGGGUGCGAGCACCCGCCAGCAUCGAAGACCGCCAUCGAGUCGAUGCCUACCGUAGAGAUCGUCGACGACCAUAUCGGGAGAGACUGCCAUUGCGCCAUCUGCAUGGACGCGUUCGAGCUUGGGACCGAGGCCCGGGAGAUGCCCUGCAAGCACAUCUAUCAUCAAGAUUGCAUCUUGCCAUGGCUUUCGCUCCGGAACUCAUGCCCCGUUUGCCGCCAUGAGCUGCCGACGGACGUGCAAGCACAGGGUGCGACGGGGGCAGAAGGAGAUGAGCAGGCGGCGGCUGCCGGGAACGAGGAGGAGACAGUCGGGCUGACGAUAUGGCGACUUCCAGGUGGGGGGUUUGCCGUGGGGAGGUUCUCAGGUGGUAGGAGAGCCGGGGAACGAGAGUUUCCGGUGGUGUACACCGAGAUGGAUGGUGGGUUCAACAGCAGCGGAGCUCCAAGAAGGAUCUCGUGGUCCUCGACAAGUAGUCGGUCGAGGGGGAGCGGAGGAAUUGGUCGAGCUAUCCGCAAUUUCUUCUCGUCCUUCAGGCUGUCACGUUCGGCUUCAUCUUCUUCGCGGCCGAGCUCAGCAUCUCAUCCUGCGUCGUCUCACAGGCACGGAAGUGGUUCAUUUCUAAGGAGGCGAUCGAGGAAUCGAUCCACCAAUUGGGAUGACAACGCCAAUGUGAUUGCUUGAUGGCGGUAUGCGAAAGAUUUCACAUAUGUUACCGCUGUAUAUAAAUGGAUACCUCUGAACAUUGUAGUAGCAUUUCCUGCUCUGUAUCACUGAAGUUGUCGUCCGAAAGAAUCAAGUAGAUGUUCAUGUUGAAAGCUCCUAUCCUUGUGUGAGGCUCAGCAGUAUCUCCUGACUACAGUCUGCUCUAUCCACUGACCAAUUCUUUUGUGUUCUUCCUUCAGAUUGUAACAGAGUUGAAGAAUGCGAGCUGAAUCCAUCAUUCCUUUUGGGACCA
Messenger RNA from Musa acuminata AAA Group (dessert banana), 2904 nucleotides. RefSeq names its product E3 ubiquitin-protein ligase RDUF1-like. Gene Ontology annotation, cellular component: cytoplasm. Gene Ontology annotation, molecular function: ubiquitin protein ligase activity. The record is from RefSeq and is a predicted model, not a curated record. Gene Ontology annotation, biological process: protein ubiquitination. The coding region runs from base 1446 to 2630 and encodes 394 amino acids. Lineage: Eukaryota; Viridiplantae; Streptophyta; Magnoliopsida; Zingiberales; Musaceae. The transcript has a single exon.